Hylaeus volcanicus is the source of this 3783-nucleotide messenger RNA. Its product is annotated as cytochrome b5 reductase 4. NCBI's taxonomy places the organism in Eukaryota, Metazoa, Arthropoda, Insecta, Hymenoptera, Colletidae. The coding region runs from base 910 to 2517 and encodes 535 amino acids. Gene Ontology annotation, biological process: superoxide metabolic process; generation of precursor metabolites and energy. Gene Ontology annotation, cellular component: endoplasmic reticulum. The record is from RefSeq and is a predicted model, not a curated record. Gene Ontology annotation, molecular function: oxidoreductase activity; heme binding. The transcript is spliced from 11 exons.
CGUCGAGAUUUCCGCUCGGGGAUCAGUUUCUUCGAUGGAAAUGCUCGAGGGUACUCAUCCGAUCGAGGAAUCGAAUUUCGUUCGGUUACCGGACGCAAACUGAUCAUUUCCGCGAGCGAAUCUACUUUUGAGAUCGUGGCUCGCAUACUGGCCGAAGAUGGAAAAGUUUACGCCGCGGCGUUAUUGCUUCUGCCACGAACCGACAAGAGGAUCUUGAAUUUGAUGAUUUAUAGCAAUCGAACGAAGGAUGUUGACACAUUUAUUCUUGGGUUUUUCCUACCGUCGAAGCUGCAAUAAAAAACACCAGUGGAUCUCAUCCAUUUUUAAGUUAACAAUCGACAUCAUUCCGAAAAAUCGUGGCGAUGUCGAUCCUCGCGAGAUGCCACGCGCUUAGUCGCGAGAUCCUGCGUGUUGGGCACGCCGUAGCUACUAUAUUGAUCUACCUGUGCGAGGGCUAUAUCUGUCCGCGUGUUUCGGUGCAGUACCAUCCAGUCCGCCAACGCGAGAUCAACGUUUCGUCUGGCAGCUUCUCGCAUGAUCACGUUUCGCCCUCGUCGAGACAGUUUCAAAUCGAAAUAUCUGGAAACUCGUUCAACUCUGAAUCGAUGUUUAGUCAUAUCGCAUCCUGGCAUACAGGAUGAGUCGCCAGGGCCGUUUUUCGCGGAACAAUGUCAGCGUGACACCAACGCGACCAAGUGUUCUAGUUGGAACGGCAGUCAGUUUUUCGUUUCAUUUUUCGAACCCACGAUUCCGUCGACCGUUUGUUUGAGGUUGAUCGCGACUCAUGUCUGCUAUUUAGAUUGGUUCUCCGCGUUAGAGAGUGUACGUAUAUGUCGAAUUUCAACGUCACUGCGGUCUCGUGCAGAAUGAUGAUUAAAGAUCCCUGGACGCCGAGGUUUCGAUGAGAAAAUGCCACGAUGCUGCGGCGCGUCCCUGGUUUCCGUCAUGGACGGCGACGGUUCUCCGCAGAGCCUCGGUCUGCAGAUCCAGGACGGCAAUCCUCGAAAUAAAACAGCAUUAGCACCUGGCCACAGUUUGAUGGACUGGAUUCGACUGAGUAACUCUGGCGUCGAUUUAACCGGCGUUGGUGGGGUUUCAAGAGUUAUAACUUUGUCCGAGUUGGCCAAUCACAACAAAGAAAAUGACGCUUGGAUCGCGAUACGAGGAAUCGUCUUUAACGUAACGCGUUACAUGGACUUUCAUCCAGGAGGAACUAGCGAGUUGAUGAGAGGCGUCGGGAAGGAUGCCACGAAGUUGUUCGAAAACGUGCACGCUUGGGUUAAUUAUCAAAGCAUCCUUCAGAAAUGCGUUGUGGGAAGAUUAAGCCGCGGCUCGGUCAGCGGAGCACCUUCGUCGCCUACGGAAAGCGUUCCAUCCAACACGGCCGAUUGUUCUUCUGCGACGCUGGACCUAAUCAAAAGCUGCACGACGCGCAGUAACAGUCAAGAAAACCUAUCGCAGACGGAUACCGGUCCGUCGAACGUGAAGAUGGACUGGAGACAAACGACCAAUUCCAUUACGCUCUUUUACCAAACAGUGCGCGACUAUCCAAGCGUGUCUUACCAAGUGACGAGGAUAACCGACUCGAAGCUGGUCUUCAAGUUGUUCUUCGAGAAAGAUGUAAUAACUCAUGAACUCGAACUAGCAGCAGGCGUUGAAUGGCCACCGGAAUGCAAGAGGAACUUAGAAACUAUGGAGGUUGAUUUCACGUUUACGAAGAAGACGAAAGGGAUAUGGAAGACUCAGGGAAGUCAUACGAUAUGGAGGGAGCCAAACAAUAACAGUCGGACGUACAAAGAAUACGAAGUACUCACAAACACGAAACUCUCCGAGUUAGUUCAUUUGUUAGUCUUGCGAGCGAAAGAUUCGUUGGAACUGGUACCCGUCGGGAGACACGUAGAGGCCAAGAUGAACGUAAUGGGAAUGGAAAUUUCGCGAUCGUAUACGCCUGUUCCACCGUGCCUUCAUCCCGACGACAUGGCGCCGAAUUACAAAUCAGACUGCAUAUGUCUGAUGAUAAAAAAGUACCCGAAUGGCGCGCUGAGUCCGUCCAUAACCGCUCUACAGAUCGGUCAGACCCUCGUGAUGAGCAAUGUUUUAGGUGCCUUCGUAGUAGAAUCCUUCGAUCGCUACUCUGUUAUUCAUAUGCUGGCAGGCGGCACAGGGUUGACCGCGAUGCUUGGAAUCAUCCAGCGGGCCUUGGCCAGGCGUAGUGUGAAGACUAUAAACCUCCUCAACUUCAACAAGGACGAGGACAAUAUGUUCUACGUGGCGCAACUGGACAAAGUUAGCGCCGAAAACAAAUUGAAGGUUACACAUAUUCUUUCGGAAGCCAACAGUUCGUGGACGGGCAGGCGUGGUACCGUGUCUGAUGACAUAUUGAAAGAGCUGGUGGCAGAACACUCUCCCGACGCAUGUGUAUUUACUUGUGGUCCUCGAGGAUUUAUGCAGUCUGCCAAAAAAUCUCUACAGAAACUUGACUGGAAACCCUACCAAAUGUACGAUUUCGACGAUUAGACGUCUUCAGCGAAAGUAUAUCCCCUCCUUUUGAUACCGAACUUAAGAACAGAGACGAGAACGUCGAAAGUGAAACCGCUGUUGAUGAAUCUUCGUCCGAAGAACCAAUCGCAGCUUUUAAAAGAACAUUUUGGAUACUUUUACUCCUAUUUCCGCCCACUGUGUUAGUAUCACGAGUGUGCAUUGAUCGAAAAUGAUACGUCGGUGAUUGAAGUGGCAAGUGGAGUCAGAUGGUUGGGAAAAACUACAAAAAUAUCUAAACGCGUUUAGAACCUAAGUUACAAUUUUCAUUCAGAAAUGUAUGUACAACAAAGUCAGUUGCAGCCCCAACUAUAAUUCAACAAAGUUUCUAUUGUAAUUAAACAUUUUUACCACUGAUAUACUUUCAGUUUCGUAAAAUUGGAUACCGUUCGCAUCACUUUGUAGCAUUUUUCAUAUUUUUUACGCAACAUAUCUGACUUUCACCAUCUCCAAACUCAGCAAACAAAAAAAUAUGUACAUAUAAUAUAUUUAUAUACGAUGAUUGUCUCGGAAGCUACUUACUGUCGAGAAAUAUACACACUUUGUACCAUGUCUACAAAUUUUCGAACAAAAAAUAGGAGUAAGGGUUUUAGAUGAAAGUUUUAGGUUCUACUAAGGUAUACAAUUCGUAUAAAGGUUUUCCGUACGAUUUGCCGAGAUAAAUUAUUUUUUACAGAAACCGUAAUUUUUAACUCUACAUCCGCACGUAUAACAUAUACAUCCUGGAGAACUGUAUUUUUAACAUUUUAUCCGCAAAUAUCUGUAAACAUAGUGCAUGGAGACAUAUUUUCAGACGUUGGCCAACUUAGAACAAUUGUCAUGUUUGUCUUUUUUUUUUUUUUAACGAAAAUACUUCGUUUACACUGAAAGAGAAAAUUAUGAAUGUGUGCCAAAAAGGGCUUGUAGAAUUAGAAGGUUAUAGUAAUGCGAGUAAAUGGCCUAACGAAAGAAAGGUUUCGAACGGAUAGGAUCGUCUGAAUUUUUAAGGUCAGUUCUUGAAAUUUCACUUCCAUGAAACAAGAUCUAAUUCAUAGAUAGAAAGUAACAGAAAAACUAUUAUAUACUUCAGUUCUCACGUGUAAUUUAGAACUGGCUGUAUUUGCAAGCAGAGAGUACUUCUCACGGAAACAACUCGCGUCUUUAUUCAAACAUAUUCAAGUGUGGACCACUUUCUGCAUUUACGUACAUGUGUAUAUAUAUGAGUGUAUAUAGUUGUUAUCAGAAAUAAAUGAAUAUUUGAUGGCA